GAGCGAGUGAGUUGCUCUCAUCUCAGUCUCCGCGGCACGCACGGAGAUAGCAGGAGCGCAAGCUGCAGUCUCGUGCUGCACAGUGAGCGAAAACAAGAAGAAAAAAAAGCUAAAGAAAAAUAAACAAAGGAAAAAAAAACUUUAUUUGAGUAAGGAAGAAAAAGAAAUGAAAGAAGAAAAAUACGUGUGAUCUUCAAAACCUUGGAAACAUUAAUGAUGUUGCGUAAAACGAGUGUGUAACUUCGGCUGAAGCGGCGUGUUUAGUGAGAGGCUCUUACAGCAGCAGCAAUAAGCAAACAUGGCGCUGCGAGGCAUUACGGGGCUGCAAUAAUUGCAGGAGUUCGUGGACCGUCGCCACCUGUACUAACUACCCUGGCAUUAUACACUAAAACCUGAAGUUGCUGUCAGUCCACGGAAUAUCGAAAUUGCAAGGAUCGGGAUUUUUAUAAACAGGUCUGUAAUUCUGAGGAUGUCUAGAUUUUCUUUUUAGCGCACAGUGUCCUCCCUACUGGAAAUACAUCGUGACUCGUUGGAUCGCUAGAGAGAAAGUGUUGACUUAUCGGUAUGUGCACGAUUAGAAAGGGAUAUUAAAAAGGAUCGCGGAAACGUAACAUCUUCUAAUUGAUGAAUCUAGGUGGAUUGCAUAUGCUAAAAAAAGUAAUUUAUUUUGUAAAAGAGGACUUUGAUUGUGUUCUUAGCGGCACGGGAUAUCAGAGUCAACUACGAGGAGAGUAUUGGCUUGGAUUUUUUUUUCUUUAGAAAAACAUACACGACCAGUGUCUGUUUUGAAUUCUUGUGGUUUUAAAACUUUAUCAGAACCUUCCAAUCACACCGAUUAGUGGCCAGAACCACACGGAUUUAUAUUCACCUUAUUUCUGAUUCAGGAGCGAGCCUCGGAAUAGAAAGGCGCCGCAGCGCGAGGGGACGUCAUGCUCUCCGCAACACCCUUGUAUGGGACCGUUCACAGCUGGAUGAACAAUGAGAGGGUCCGCAUGUGUGGAAUUAACGAGGAGAGGAAAGUCCCAGUAGCCGAUGGAGAAUCCCAGAAAAGCAGAUUGGAAUUGAGGGAAGAGAAUCACCUUGCACCCAACAUGGUGGAUGCCAGUGCAGCACGGAGGAACACGCUGGCAGCCCUCAGCAUGGACCGGAGCAGCCUGAUGGGUGUCCAUGGGGGGAUGAUUUAUCCAGGGAUCCGGGCACUCUCCACUGGCACUGACAAGAGUAGGGAGGGCAUGCCCUUGGGUUACAUCAGUGACCGCGUGCCAGAGUUGCGCUACAAACCCAUGGCCGCUGUGUCUCCAGAGUCGCCACUGGAAAACGGGAAGCAUUCUAAUGGCUAUGGCGGCCUCUACAAGACCUCUCCUCCAGGACUGCAGAAGCCAGUGAUGGUCCCUGGUGGGGGAGAGGCUCUGGGGUUAGACCGUGGAUCGGUUGUUGAAAAACACACUGAACUGGGCCUGAACGGCAGCAGCUACUUUCGACUCCCCUGGGUCAGCCCUUACCUCGAGGCUGGAGUAUACCCCUUCCUGGACCCUGCAAACAAAUAUGCACUUAGCAUGUACAAGGCGUCCUUUCUUUCCCAGCAUUCCCCCUACCUGCCACAGCACUUGGCCUACUCACCCCUGUGUGGCGGCGGGGCUGGCGCAGGAAGUGAACGCUUUCUCUACCUUCCUCCUUAUGCUCCGACACACAUGCCUUCUUCAUUAGCGUCCCCCAUGAGGAUCCCUACAGCCGCCACUGCCACCACCGCCCCCACCCUUUCCUCCCUUAUCCACUGUCAGGAGAAGAGCCUGUCUGGGAUCAGUUCCAGGAUGCACCAUGAGCCGUCUGCUUUUGGGCCCCACCACCAGCAGUCUCAACAGCUCCACCACCAGCAGCAGCAUCAAGCACAGCAGCUGCAGUCACACAGCGACAGGCAGCACAGUAGCAAGCAAAGCCGGACGACCUUGGGUAAAGGGACUAGCGGUGGCAGUCUUGCAGUGGACUCCCCACUCCUUCUACUGCAGUCGCCCCACACAACCUCUCGCCUCCAUCCACCUACCACCCAACCCCUUAGCCUCAGGGAGAACCCCCCAGACUUUCAGAAGCCUCUCCCCAGGGUUCCAGCAACCCCCUGCCCAUCAGUGUCCCUUCCUUUCUCCUGGCCUCCCGGCAUGGCCCCUGAGAACCCUUCUCCAGCCCGACCUGCCACCCAUAAGCCCAAAUCCCGGGAUGCAGCAACAGCUGAAUCCCGAAACAGCGAGCGCCAGGAGCGGAAAACAAGCCGGUCCCCCUCGACAGCAGAAAAGCAAAAGCAGCAGAAGCACCAGCAGAAGCAGCAGCAGACCCCCACCAAAGGUCCAGCAGACAAGCCCUUAGAUCUGUCUGCCAAAGUUGUGGAAUUUGGAGGUGCCCCAGAUGGAUACUCCCCCAAGGAAGAUGGAAUUGCCAGAAUGGGCCACUCACCGUCUGGUCGUUAUGGACUGCUUCUCCAGGACACCAUGUCCCCAUCCUCUUCUGCUGUGAGCGCCUCCUCCACUGCUCCUGAGAGACCUGAAAUGAUCAGCACUUUACGCUCCUCCUGGGUGGUUCCUGGCCCAGGCCCCCCAACCUCUUCACAAAGCAAGAGCCCAGCUGUGCUAAAAAACAAGACCCUGGAACGUGUUCUGCCCCAGCAACGCAGUUCCUCCUGCCCCAGGAUUGGGGAGUCAAACAGCUGCCCUACCAGUAAUCCAGUCCCUGGCUUGGUGCCGAGUUUGGGUCGUCCGGCUUCUGCCAGUCCAUCACCCAACGGCAAUGGCGAGUGGCCCAAGGCAAACGCUGAUCACUCUGAAAAAAUUGCCCCAGGCAACCAUGCUGGCAACCAGCCAUCCUCUGUCAAGCAUAACAAAGCAUACAAAAGAGGUGAGAGCCAGGAUUUGGGCUAUAAGCAGCAAAAACAGCAGCAGCAUCUGGAGAAUGGGCACACACCUAACCACCUGUUUCUACCACAGAACGAAGCCUUUCUCCCUCCUGCUUUGGCCUAUGCCAACAGAUACCUACCCUACCCUGUCCCAGAGGGAUUGCCCCUUGCUCAUUUACCUUUGCCAGGGAAAGGCCCAGUUUACCCACCUACAAUGAUGAUGGGCAGUGGCAGCCUCUAUCCGGCACGCCUGCCCCCAAAGCACAGUCUCCCUUAUGGACUGCCCACCUGCCGGGGAGAAUUUCUGUCUUACCAGGACUCCCAGGAGAUGAUUCACCCCUUGAUGUCGUCCCCCCGUGUGUCGCUGGAGGCUAAAGCCAGUGAGAGGCCUGAGCGGAGGUCGAAGUUGCAGGAUCGGCCUGGGCAGAUUGAGGAGUCUACUCCCAAAAGCCGUCCCACGACUGAAAGGAGUGACCCAACUUCCAGGCCAGGAAAGGAGACCCCAAUUGACCAGGCAAGCCAGAGUACAAAGGAGCACAGAAAGCCAGUGACGGACAAAGCAAGAAUUGUUUGCAUUGACUUGAUCCAGGACGAUGCAGAUCCGGGAACCAAACUGGCCAAACAAAGCAGUCCCAACAGCAAGAAAGGAGAUGCCACUAAGUUAGGUGGAUUUGAGGGUAAAGGACAGCAGCUGAAGGAGCUUCUCUCUAGUGUGGAUGCAGCUCUAAAACCUGCAGAGCCAGAAAGGCACCCAAGGAUCUGCAGCCCGUCCAAGCAGGAGGAGCAGGGUUGUGCCACCCCAAGCUUCUGCAGAGAACAGCACCUAUCUCCACACCAGAGUCAAGGCCAGGACAGCCCAGUCCGACCCAGGCCCCUCCUUGACUUUUCAGACCAGCAGACUUUCUGCUGUGCUAGGACGUCUGGGACAAGGGGGUUAGAGGAUAUAACCUCCAUCACUGAAAGGCUGGGUUUCCAUCAGCACCCCUUCCAACACCACCAGCACGGCUUUGACAAGGAAAGCCUGGAUGGGGACACACAUGAUGAUGAUGACGAUGACCACAACUCUGCCGGAUCUAGGAAGUCCAACCUGGCCAAGCGGAUUGCCAACUCGGCUGGUUACGUAGGCGAUCGCUUCAAGUGUGUCACCACCGAGCUGUACGCCGACACCAGCAAGCUGAGUCGCGAGCAGCGAGCACUGCAGAUGGAACGAUUAUCACAAGAGGACAGUAAUUUAAGUCAACCUGCUGCUAACUGUGAGCGUGCAAUGAUGCGUUUCUCCGAGCUGGAACUGAAGGAAAAGGAGGGCAGCGCGGCAGUGAGAGACCCUGCAGACAGGAGACACAGCGAGACGCCUUGGGAGGUACAGAGGGAGAGCAGAGAGAGGACUGCAAACAUUGGCAAGACAGGCCAGGAGACGGAGGCCUGUGGGGAAGGUGGGUUAGCUGUCCCUGAGAGCCACAGAGGUGUUGGCUUCCUAAACUGUGCUCCGGAAAAUGAACAGCUGGUUGAGGGGGGGGGCUUGCAGCCGGAGGAAAAACAACAAAGCCAGCCGAGGGAGGAUGUUGGCCUCCGCGCUCGCCCGGCACUGCCCAGGAAACGUAAACACAGCAAGGAAAGGCCACAGGAUGAGGGGAGCUGCUGUGACAGUGCCUCUGAGGAGCUGGGAGAGGACGGCAAAAGACAGAGGAUUCUGAGGGAUGACUGGCCGGAGAAGGGCUUUCCCAAUCCAUCUGCUGAGCACGUCUUGGAAGAGUCUUACUGCAAUGAAGUGAAGAAACUGAAAGUGUGCAUUGAGCUGACAGGACUGCACCCCUGCAAGCAGCGCCACCUCCAGCACCUCCGGGAGCUCUGGGAGCAGCAGCUGUCACCCGAGAGGCCGACACCGCCCCUAGCAUUGUCACCAACACCGGCCUCUCCCAUUGCACACAGCAGGAAGACUGACGCUGCUGAGCCCUGCCAGCCAGAGGCCACAGCAAACGAAAGGAAGGUCAAAGUCAGCUUGCCUGAAGAAAAGCCCAGCAGGAAAAGGUCAGAGGGCAAAAGCAAUAGAAGCUGGUCGGAAGAGCGUCUUUGUAGGAGUGAUACAGAGAAAGUUUUACCCACUCUUCCUGCCUCCCCACCGUGCAAAGGAGUGUGCCCUGAAUCGGGCUCGACCACAGAAGCUGUGCUCAGGAAAAAGACCCCCCAGUCUGGGUCCCGGCUCUCUGACAAGCGACAGAGGUUGAAGGAGCACCGCAAGACCAGCGGCUUGUGCAAGUCCCCCGUGGCAGGGAAGGAGUGCGACACGCCCAGGCUGCAAAGUGACUUUGAGAAACCCAAAGGGAAGCGGCAGUGCAAAACCAAACACAUCAGCUUGAGGGGACGCAGGAGGACAUCUGUGACCGGAGACGAGAGCACCGAUGCUGAGCACGGGGAAGAAAAGGUCGGCGUAGAGAGAUCCUCCAGAAAACGGACAGCCUCUAAUUCGGAUUAUGACUCUUCGGCGGCCAAGCCUUACGCCCCCAAGGCCUGCCCCAGCCUCCCACAGACUCCCAGCCUCUUGCAGUCGCCGAGCACCCACCCUUCCCCUCUGCCUGUUGGGAACCCCCCUCAGGAGACCCCCACCAGCCGGCCCAUGCCACCUGAAGCGCGAAGGCUGAUUGUGAAUAAGAAUGCCGGCGAGACGCUGCUACAAAGGGCUGCCCGCCUGGGUUACGAGGAAGUGGUUCUAUACUGCUUGGAAAAUAAGGUGUGUGAUGUGAAUCACCGUGACAACGCCGGGUACUGCGCUGUGCAUGAAGCCUGUGCCAGGGGCUGGCUGGCCAUCGUGCAGCAUCUCCUGGAGUAUGGAGCUGAUGUCAACUGCAGUGCCCAGGAUGGAACCAGGCCUCUACAUGACGCCGUGGAGAAUGACCACCUGGAUAUCGUUCGGUUGCUGCUUUCCUAUGGGGCGGACCCCACUCUCGCCACCUACUCCGGGCGCAGCAUUCUCAAGAUGACCCACAGCGACCUGAUGGAGAAGUUUCUGUCAGAGUACUUUGCUGACCUGCAGAGCCGAAGAGACGAUGACCCUGGCCUGUACUGGGACUUCUACGGCAGCUGUGUGUGCGAGCCAAAUGAUGAAACUGCAGCUUUUGACAUUCUGGCCAACCCACCGGGGCCCGGCGACACUGAUGAGGAGGAGGAGGAGGACUUUAAAGAAGUGUUUGCGUUCGAGUUCUCCGACCGCCCGCUCCUGCCAUGCUAUAACAUCCAGGUGUCUCUCUCUCAGGGGCCUCGGAACUGGCUGCUCCUUUCAGACGUGCUGAAGAGGCUGAAGAUGACGUCCCGCGGGUUCCGCUGCAGCUUCUCUCACAUCGAGGUGGUGACUAUCACAGAGGCAGAGUUUUACAAGCAGGCGUCGCUCAGCCAGCUCUUGACAUGCCCCGAGGACCUGGAGGCCUUCGUCCCCGACAGCAAGGAGCUGCUGGACCUGGUGGAGUUCACCAGCGAGGUGGUGCGGCUGCUGGGCUCCACGCUAGAGUGCCUGGAUGAGAAGCGGGGGGCAGCCACCGUCUCUCUGGACAGGUCCUGACCUUCCAGGCAAUCCAUUCACUGAACUCUCACCAGAGGAUUUAUAAAUAGAGAAAUUUAAAUAUAUAGGUAUAAAUAUUUGUACAUAGUGUACAUAUGUGCUACAUAUUGGAGAAAACAAAGACUGGAUAACAUCACUGCCUGGACAAUUGGAUUAUUCCAAUAUCAUUUAGAAUGAUUUUGUUUUUAAAGCUGUUUUUAUAGAUUGCUUGCUUUUUAAACACCUUCAUAAUGUCUUGUCUCCACCACCCCCAGUCAGAAUAAUGUAUACAUUUCCAGGGUCAAUUUUACAAUUUAUUUAAUUUGAAAAAACACAAUAUGAAAAGAGAAAAAAAUGCUAUAUAUAUAAUCUCUCUGCCACAUGACUUGAUAGUGAGAUUGUUUUUAUUGUUAUUAUGAUUUAUAAUUAUUUUUAUUUAACGUGGUGCACUUCCAAAUGUUUGAUAAUAGACUUGCCUGCCUCGGGUAGGUGAAAAUAUAUUGGUUGAAAUCAAGUUAUUUUUGAAUGUGAAUGAGUUAUUUUCCAGUCUAAGCAAGACACCUUUCCUAUUUUUUUUUUCUCUCAAAGUUUAAACUUCAGGAGAAAUUCUUUUAUACCUGUGUUCUGACUUGGUUUUGACUUUUGACUUUUUAUUUAAAGAUGAACAUUUUAAAAUAUUUUUUCAUGUGGUUUUUUGUAAGAUACUACAAAUAAAAGUACUAAAAUGUUUUGCGUAGUUUGGCAGGAAAACCAGCCUGAACUUUGUAUAUAAAAGGGUGAUGAUUACAGUAAAUGUUUCUGACUGAUGUGAGUAUUGUUUUUUGGAUCUGUGUUAAAACUUCUUUGUAAUUAAAACCAAAAAAACUUCUUAUUUGUAUUUAUAUUUUACAAAAAAAAGUUCCUUUAAAUAAAUGGCAAUAAAACAGUUAAAACUGUCA
Acipenser ruthenus (sterlet) is the source of this 7351-nucleotide messenger RNA. RefSeq names its product BCL-6 corepressor-like. NCBI's taxonomy places the organism in Eukaryota, Metazoa, Chordata, Actinopteri, Acipenseriformes, Acipenseridae. The transcript is spliced from 15 exons. The record is from RefSeq and is a predicted model, not a curated record. The coding region runs from base 930 to 6434 and encodes 1834 amino acids. Gene Ontology annotation, cellular component: nucleus. Gene Ontology annotation, biological process: negative regulation of transcription by RNA polymerase II. Gene Ontology annotation, molecular function: protein binding; transcription corepressor activity.